Messenger RNA from Aspergillus candidus, 931 nucleotides. RefSeq names its product GNAT family N-acetyltransferase. Bases 101 to 709 code for a protein of 202 amino acids. The record is from RefSeq and is a predicted model, not a curated record. Gene Ontology annotation, molecular function: acyltransferase activity, transferring groups other than amino-acyl groups. The transcript has 2 exons. Lineage: Eukaryota; Fungi; Ascomycota; Eurotiomycetes; Eurotiales; Aspergillaceae.
AGGAUCCCCAGGGACCGGUACCGUGCGACUUGGAAAGAUGAGAAACACUUGGUGAGCUUGCCAAAGACGAGGUGGUAUCUGUGUCGUAAGAAAUAGCAUCAUGCCAGACGUAUCGCUGUAUCCCACUCAACCCACCGUCGUGGUGAUCCCACCGGACCCUCCCGAGAUCCAGACCCAACGACUCACCCUACGACCUCUGCGCAUCGGCAACGAGGCAGAUGCAGAUGGUCUAUUUGCGAUUCGCCGCCGACAAGAGGUCGCCGACUGGCUGUGGCCCCGCGUCCCACACCACAGUGUCGAAGAGACCAAAGAAUGGAUGCGACGCCGAGAAUUCGAAGCACCCGAUGCCUCCGGGGCCGUUGGACGACAAUUCACUUUCGUGAUUAUCCGCACUGAUGACCCCAGCGAGCAGAUCAUAGGCUCGAUCGGGAUCAACUCGCUGGACCCGGCGCCGUCUCUUGGUUAUGGCAUCCACCCGGAGUUCUGGGGACAGGGGUACGCCAGUGAAGCCGUGCGAGGGCUUGCCGACGCGUGGUGGAAACUGCCUCGCAUGGGUGGAAAUGGCGAGACGGAUGGGGAAAGACUGUGGGCGGCGACCAAUCGAGCGAAUCAAGGGAGUGUCAGAACCUUGGAGAAAUGCGACUUUCGGAUCUUUCGCGAGUUGCAGCUCGAGGGGGAUACAGUUGUCGUGAUGUAUGUUGAGAUGUGAACUGCCAUAUGAUGUUGGGAGAAAUGACAAUUGGGUCCAUACUGCUUCCGAUACCCUGUGCGAUGUGUAUGUGCUGGAAUUUGUGACAUUUACAUCAUUACCCCCUUGGAUAAUGUAGGGGCCAACGGUCAGUGGGAAAAACGAGAUUUUGUUUGUGCUUCACAAUGUGACGGGUAUGCCUACGUGACAGAUAGGGAUUCACUUUCAGGUCAUUUAUAUCCU